Rubroshorea leprosula is the source of this 2519-nucleotide messenger RNA. The record is from the annotation of a GenBank genome assembly. NCBI's taxonomy places the organism in Eukaryota, Viridiplantae, Streptophyta, Magnoliopsida, Malvales, Dipterocarpaceae.
AAUAUUCAUUGCUCCAUGUUUCCCACGCCAAAGCCAAACUCUACAUCUUCCUCUUCCCCUCUUGCUUCUGCAGUGCUGGAGUCGGUUCACUCAUCUAAAUCAAUUCACCACCUAUUUGCUUUAAUUUCUUCUCUCCCUGUAAACAUUAUCACCUUCUUUGUUCUCUCAAACCACUUCCCUUUGCAAUUGAGUACUUGCAUAUUCUGUGGAAAAUGAAAAGGAAGCAAAGUCAGGGUAAUGGCAAUCCAUCUCAAAUACCAGCAACAAAACAAGGCACACCACCACCAUCACAACCAGAAAUAGAAACAGUCAUGGAUCUUAUUCAUGUGGGUGAGGACAAUGAAAAUAACAGAGCUAUAUCUUCUGAUCUUGAGAAAAAUGAAGUUGCCCCAUUUUCAAAGAAGAAGAAGAAAUCUAAAGUUUGGGAUGAUUUUCAAUUGAUUGAAGCACAUUUGAAUGAUGAUGGUUUGGAAAGAGGUAAAUGUAAAUAUUGUGGUACUACCUACAUUUGUGAAGGAAAGUAUGGAACUUCUAACAUGAAAAGGCAUCUGUCAAAAUGUUUUGCACGUGUGAAUAGAAAUCCUGUGCAAAUGAUGUUAAGUAACUCUGGAAAAUUGGUUAGAAAAAUUGAUCAAGAAACUUUUAAGGAGUUGUGUGCACUGGUAGUAAUAGAGCAUUCAUAUCCUUUUUCAUGGGUUGAGCAUAAGGCUGUUAGAUCAUUAAUGAAGUACCUAAAUGAGGAUGUGAAGCCAAUUUGUAGAAAUACUGUGAAAAAUUGUUGCUUGAAAAUUCAUCAGAGGGAGAGAGAUAGAAUUAAGCAGUUGCUGAAAAAAGUUUCAAGAAGAAUAUGUUUAACAUGUGACAUGUGGACUUCUGCAUUUACUCAAGGUUACCUUUGUUUGACUGCUCACUUUCUUGGUGAUGAAUGGAAUUUACAUAGCUUGAUUUUGAAUUUUCUGCAUGUCCCACCUCCACACACAGCUAGAAUUCUGUUUAAACAAGUGUAUGAGCUGCUAAAGGAGUGGAGCAUUGAAAGUAAAAUAUUUUCAAUCACUUUAGACAAUGCUAGGUGUAAUGAUAACAUGCAAGAAGCUUUGCGUAAUCAGCUCAAUCUUGAAAGGCCAUUGUUGUCAAGUGGAGAUUAUUUUCAUAUUCGAUGUUCUGCUCAUAUUUUGAAUUUAAUUGUGCAAGAAGGAUUGAAAGUGAUUGAUGAUAGUGUUAGAAAAUUGAGGGAUGGGAUAAAGUAUAUAACUGCCACUGAGGGAAGGAUGUUAAAUUUUGAAGAAUGUGCUAAACGAGCUAGUUGUGAUUUAAGCAAGGGAUUAUGGUUAGAUUGUCGAUUAUGGUUAGAUUGUCCUACUAGGUGGAAUUCCACACAUAAAAUGCUUGAGAGGGCAGUGAUCUAUAAAGAUGUUUUUGCUUCUUUUGAAUUGGAUGAUGAAAAUUUUAAAUGGACCUUGGAUGAAGAAGAAUGGAAGCGAGUUGGUAGAAUUUGUGAACUUUUACAGCCUUUUAGUGAAAUCAGCACUUUGUUUUCUGGUUCGAAAUAUCCAACAUCAAAUUUAUACUUUAAGCAUGUUUGGAAGAUUGAGUUAUGCUUGUUGGAGAAUAUCAAGUGUGGGGAUAUCUAUAUCAGAGACAUGGCAACCAGCAUGAAGGCUAAAUUUGAGAAGUACUGGGAUUCUUAUAGCCUUAUUCUUGCUUUUGCCAUAAUUUUGGAUCCUCGUUAUAAGUUAUCUUUUGUAACAUAUUGUUACAAGAUACUAAAUGAGGAAACAUACACUGCCAAGGUCAAUCAUGUUACGGAUAAAUUGUAUCAACUUUACAAUGAAUAUGUAAUGGAGGGCAGCAAGUUGGAAAGUACAAAUAAUGCCACAAUGCCUACAACUACUGUGACUGAAGUUGUUGGUAAUAAAGAUCGAUUAAUGGAGGGCUUUGAAAAUUUUGAUAUGGAAAAAGUGCACACCUCUCAAUUACGUCAAUACUUGGAGGAAGGUAGGCAACCACACCGACAACCUUUAGAUAUCCUUGAGUUUUGGAAACAAAAUGAAAGGCGUCUUCCAGACUUGGCUAGAAUGGCAAGAGACAUUCUCUCUAUCCCAAUUACAACUGUAGCUAGUGAAUCUGCUUUCAGCAUGGGUGGGCAUGUCUUGACAAAAUUAAGAGGUUCUCUUUUACCAGAAAAUGCAGAGGCUUUGAUAACAACCCGCACUUGGUUGAAUGGAUUUCAAAAGGAAGGUGACAACACUGCUACUGGUCAUGCUGAAGAUGAGGUGCUGGGAUAUGAAUAUCAAGUUAGUGGAUGUUCUGCUGUUGCUAAUAACUAGUGAGCUUGGAAUGGAAAUAUUAUCUUAAGGAGAAGUUUCAACACUUGGAUUAGAGAUUAUGUGGUUUCAAACUAGUGACUUCAAAGUUCAAACUUAAUAUUUCAUGAAAUUUUAAUAAUUUUAGUUUGGUACUGUUAUUUUUUGUUUCUUGAAUGACAAUUUGGUAUUGUUAGAUAAAGUAUUGUUAUGACU